Pygocentrus nattereri (red-bellied piranha) is the source of this 1696-nucleotide messenger RNA. RefSeq names its product purinergic receptor P2X, ligand-gated ion channel, 4a (gene p2rx4a). The coding region runs from base 364 to 1560 and encodes 398 amino acids. Gene Ontology annotation, molecular function: extracellularly ATP-gated monoatomic cation channel activity; ATP binding; purinergic nucleotide receptor activity. Gene Ontology annotation, cellular component: nuclear inner membrane; plasma membrane. Gene Ontology annotation, biological process: response to ATP; monoatomic cation transmembrane transport. The transcript is spliced from 12 exons. The record is from RefSeq and is a predicted model, not a curated record. Lineage: Eukaryota; Metazoa; Chordata; Actinopteri; Characiformes; Serrasalmidae.
GAGGAGGUGGACGUCUGGUUCCUAUCACCACCACUGUGAGCGAUUCGAACCCAGUACGUUUAUGUAGAACUGAGCAGUUCACACGAAACCACUCCGAAUGACUUUGUUUACAUCUCAACCACUUAAUUACGUGCGUCUUUUGAAAAUGGGUGGAGUUCCUCCUGAUAAAUGUGGCUUUGGCAGUAAUGCUAACGCUGUCCAGAUGCCCCGGUCAGCGUUUCCUCCUGCGUAGGUGUGUUUUUAUGGGAAGUGAAGGACAGAAAGACACUCGUUAAUGUCUCACUAGCCGUGUGACAGUCCUGGGACGGAGACAGCAGAAAUGGAGCCGCUGUAACUGAGCAAGGACAGACUGAAUGUUGGACCAUGUCGUCUGAUGAGGGCUGCUGUGUUUCCUUCACGCGGUGCUUCUUUGGCUACUCCACAGCGAAGAGUCUGGUGAUAAGGAGUAAAGCAGUGGGGGCUCUGAACCGGCUCUGUCAGGCUCUGGUCAUAGCUUAUAUCGUUGGGUAUGUUUGUGUUCUGAAGAAAGGCUACCAGGACACGGACUCUGUCAUCAGCUCGGUCACCACCAAAGUUAAGGGCAUCGCUCUGACCAACACUUCUGACCUGGGCUUGCGGAUUUGGGAUGUGGCUGACUACGUCAUCCCCCCUCAGGUACCCUCCCGAUAUAAGGAAGAAAAGGAGGAGAACUCGUUCUUCGUGCUCACAAACCUGAACAUCACUCCAAACCAAACGGCGUCCCGCUGUGCUGAGAAUCCUGGACCUGAAUCCUCAUGUUCUUCAGACCACGACUGCAAGAAGGGCUUCCAUGACAGCCGCCUCGGUGGCGUGCGGACGGGCAGAUGUGUGAAUUUUUCAGAGACGAAUAAGACGUGUGAGGUGUUGGCCUGGUGUCCUCUGGAGAAAAGUGGCGAACCUCCUGAUCCUCCAAUGUUGGCUGAAGCAGAAAACUUCACGGUUCUGAUAAAGAACAGCAUCCGCUACCCCAAAUUCAACUUCAACAAACGGAACAUCCUGCCCCACAUAAACAGCACCUACCUGUCCCAGUGCAUUUUCAACAAUGUGACGGAUCCAGACUGUCCGAUCUUCAGGCUCAGGGACAUUGUGGCCAUGGCUGGAGAGGACUUCCUGACCAUGGCAGUCCAUGGUGGAGUGAUGGGGGUCCAGAUCCGCUGGGACUGCAACUUGGAUAUAGCCGAGAGCUGGUGUAUCCCACUCUAUAGCUUCCGCAGACUUGACAACAAGGAUCCAGAAAACAAUGUGGCUCCAGGAUACAACUUUAGGUUCGCCAAGUAUUACAAAAACCGAGAUGGCGAAGAGAUGAGAACCUUAAUCAAAGGGUAUGGCAUCCGGUUUGACAUCAUGGUGUUUGGAAAAGCAGGUAAAUUCCACGUUGUGCCAACACUCCUCAACAUAGGUGCUGGCCUGGGCCUGAUGGGGCUGGUGACCGUGGUGUGUGACUGGUUCGUCCUGUUUGUCAUGACAAAAAGACACCUUUACAGAGAGCACAAGUACUCUUACGUUGAUGACUAUGUGCUUGUGUCCAAUGAGGUCCCAUAGAAGUCUGAAGAUGUGAGGAUUUUUUGACACACUGCAAAUGUUGAUACUACUAAUACAUGAUAAACGUUUAUUUUUGUAUUUGAACAUAAAUUUGCAAAUAAAUGAACUUGAACUUAAAUUAAAAGGUCUUAAUUAA